Molecule: messenger RNA, 2570 nt
Organism: Chenopodium quinoa (quinoa)
Lineage: Eukaryota; Viridiplantae; Streptophyta; Magnoliopsida; Caryophyllales; Amaranthaceae
Product: ABC transporter G family member 11-like
Exons: 10
Cellular component (GO): membrane
Molecular function (GO): ATP binding; ABC-type transporter activity; ATP hydrolysis activity
Source: RefSeq, a predicted model, not a curated record
CAUCUAAGUAAAAAUAAAUAUACCUUAUUGUUGUCCAAUAAUAUCUCCCCAACCUCCAAGAGUCCUAGUCAAAUUCACGAAUAUUUCCCCUCUCUCCAUACAAUUCUCAUUUCAUCACUUCCUUACACUUCUCUCUCCUCUCUUCUCUUCUCUCUCUUUAUAAAUACACAAAUUACAUCUCACAAUAAAACUUCUCUCUUCCUCUCAAAACGAACUCACCAUAAAAACAAACAAAUGGAGAUAGAAUCAAACAAACCCCAACAUGAUAACAACAACAACAAUCAUGGGAUAUCUUCGACGACAACGGUGUCGAUACCGGGGUUAAGUCCCUUAAGUGAGACACUAUGGCGAGAUCAUGUUAUGACAAAAGCCGACUUCAUUGGCGACGUAUCGGCGAGACUAACAUGGAAAGAUCUAAUAGUAAUGGUAACAUUAAGUAGCGGUGAUACUCAAACUGUGUUAGAAAGUUUAACAGGUUAUGCUGAACCUGGUACUUUUACUGCUCUUAUGGGUCCUUCUGGUUCUGGUAAAUCUACUCUUCUUGACGCUCUUUCGAGCCGUCUUGCUGCUAAUGCUUUUCUCUCUGGUACUAUCUUGCUUAAUGGUCGCAAAACUAAGCUCUCUUUCGGCACCGCGGCUUAUGUAACACAAGAUGAUAACUUGAUUGGGACAUUAACAGUGAGAGAAACAAUAGCAUAUUCAGCUCGGCUUCGUUUACCGGAUAAAAUGCCCUGGUCGGAGAAGCAAGCUUUGAUCGAAAGCACCAUCAUCGAAAUGGGACUUCAAGAUUGUGCUGAUACUGUGGUUGGAAACUGGCAUUUGAGGGGGAUUAGUGGUGGGGAGAAGCGGAGGGUUAGUAUAGCUGUCGAAAUUCUUAUGAGACCGCGAUUGCUCUUCCUCGACGAGCCUACUAGUGGUCUAGACAGUGCGUCUGCGUUCUUUGUGACAGAAACCUUACGUGGACUAUCCAGAGACGGAAGAACUGUAAUUGCCUCGAUUCAUCAACCUAGUAGUGAGGUGUUCGAGUUGUUCGAUCGUUUGUACUUGCUUUCUGGUGGAAAGACUGUUUAUUUCGGGCAAGCUUCAGAGGCAUAUGAGUUCUUCGCUCAAGCCGGUUUUCCUUGCCCUGCUUUGAGGAAUCCAUCUGAUCACUUCCUUAGGUGUAUCAACUCUGAUUUUGACAAAGUCAAGGCUACUCUUAAAGGAUCAAUGAAAUUACGGUUUGAAGCAAGUGAUGACCCGUUAGAGAAGAUCACAACAGCAGAAGCUACUCGAACUCUGAUUAGCUAUUAUGCCACCUCUCAACAGUCUUAUUCAGCACUACAGAGGGUAGAAGAAAUCUCUAAAGUGAAAGGAACUGUUAUAGACUCGGGAGGAAGCCAGGCCAGCUUCUUGAUGCAGACGUUCACCUUAACUAAACGUUCGUUCACAAACAUGUCAAGAGACUUCGGUUACUACUGGCUCAGGCUGGUGAUUUACGUCGUGGUCACUGUCUGUAUCGGAUCAAUCUUUUUCAAUGUUGGAACUAGUUUCAACGCCAUACUGGCUAGAGGCUCUUGUGCAUCAUUUGUUUUCGGCUUUGUCACAUUUAUGUCUAUUGGUGGAUUUCCGUCAUUUGUUGAAGAUAUGAAGGUAUUCCAAAGAGAAAGGUUGAAUGGACACUAUGGAGUAACAGCGUUUGUGGUCAGCAACACAAUAUCUGCAAUGCCAUUCCUAAUGAUGAUUACCUUUCUUUCGGGCACUGUCUGUUACUUCAUGGUUCGUCUCCACCCUGGCUUCGAGCACUACAUCUUCUUUGUACUCUGUCUUUAUGCAAGUGUCACCGUUGUUGAGAGUCUAAUGAUGGCUAUCGCGAGCAUUGUCCCCAAUUUUCUCAUGGGUAUUAUCACUGGAGCUGGCAUACAGGGAAUUUUCAUGCUUGUUUCGGGUUUCUUCCGGCUUCCUAACGACAUACCAAAGCCAGUAUGGCGUUAUCCUAUGUCUUACAUCAGUUUCCAUUUCUGGGCUCUCCAGGGACAAUACCAAAAUGAUCUGAAAGGGGUGGUAUUCGACAACCGGACACCGGAUCUUCCAAAGAUUUCCGGGGAGUACGUACUCGAAUAUGUAUUUCAGAUUGAUACAACACGUUCAAAAUGGUUGGACCUUAGCGUGAUAUUCAGCAUGAUCAUAGUUUAUCGAAUAAUCUUCUUCAUCGUGAUCAAAAUCAAUGAGGAUGUAACCCCGUGGAUCGGAGGUUACAUAGCUAGGAGAAGAAUUCAACACAAAAACCGUAACCAGAAUUUUACCACGGUUGCACCGGACCGCCUUUCACAAUCCCCUUCUCUUAGAGCUUAUGUUGCUCGUCGUUCUGGUUCUGCUAAUGCUACUACUAAUAUCCUUAGAAGGGUGUGAUGACCAUAAAAUAUGUCCAUACUGCUCAACAAUAUGAAUAUUCAUAUAUAUAUGCUAAAGUUGUGAAUGUAUGAUUUAAUUAUUUAUCCGUAGCAUCAGUCCUCUUUCCAACUUCAAUAUUGAGGCAAUUUUUUUAUGAUAUGGUAAUUUGAUUAUUGAAUCUAACUAUAUUUGGAGAA